CAACCUUCUAUCUCUUCAUCAUCUUUCCCAACACUCUUUUAUUAUCCGCAGGGAUCUUUCCAUUCAUCAGAGUUCUUGAGAGGGAAGAUUUUUUUGGGAGAUUGGGAGGAUGCAGAGCUAUUCCAAAACCAUCAAGCACUUCAGCCAUUCACACUCCCUGGACCUUGGGUACACGGCCCCCCGGAACAGUGCCGACUCGCCACCGUUGUGCCCGGCCGCCAAGACCGAGGCUUUGGGGUGGACCUACGUGUGCCGCGGGUGCUGCAACUUCUCCAUCCACGCGUGGUGCGCUGCCCUCCCUCGGGCCAUCACCCACACCCCCCCACACUUUCACUCGUGCCACCAACUGAAGCUCCUCCCUGCUCCGGCCCACCCGAGCGGCUUCUUUAAAUGCGACGGCUGUGGCCAUCAUGGGGAUGGAUUCAGCUAUCGCUGCACCACUGCUGGCAGCGACUUUGACCUCCACGUUGUCUGUGCCACCAAGCCGCUCAAGGACACCCACCGCUCCCACCUGCACGAGCUCAGCCUCACCUUCAGCCCUCCCUACAAUGAUAGAGCCUUCUCCUGCGACUUACGUGGAGCUGCCGGGUCGAACCACUGGCUAUACCGGUGUGGCUCGUGCAAUUUCACGCCCAUUGAGGCUGCGUGACCGGUGUAAACGAGUCGGCUAAUUUAUCUCCUUCUUGGCCUUGGGCCAGGCAGGGUUUUAUGGUUCCAGCAGGAGUAGGGGCAAGUCCGAAUAUCGUCCUUGGACAGCAUGGAACUGGGCUGGGAAGGAUAAACUAUCCUCAGCCUCCGCCCGCAACGAUGUUUCGGGGUCGUCUGAUGGCGGCAGCUGCUGAGGGCUUUAUGCAAGGCACCGCCCAGCGGGUUGCCCAGUGCUUGCAGCAGAAUAUGACAGGCAGCGACAGUGGUGCCGGUACCCGUGGCAGCACCGAUACAGGUGAUACCUUUCCCAUCUUUGAUAUAUUGUAAAUGGAAGAUGGAAAAAAAAUUGGUUUGAUGCACUUCAUCAUCAGUUUAAAAUUGGCGACCGAUGACAAUAUCUACGACAUACUCGAAGCAGAACCUCGCCUCGCCUCGCGCUAUAGGACGGCUCACCUCGUGUUGAAGAAGAUCCUGUAAGGCCUACCCGCUACUUAAUUACAUAUAGAGAUCACGACUAUCAACAGUGACAAAUCGGCUGAGUCGAUCUGAUAAAUCAGAUUAGUGCUACUCAUACCGACUGCUCUACGGUCACGCAUUCUAUGAUUUAGAUAGAUGCAGUGUGAGGGAAGCUGUCUCUAAACCACGGUUAUGCUACGACAGAUCACAAUACUGCCAGUUUUACAUAUCAAACAUUCCAUAAAAGUAGAACAGAGUGAAGCAUGUAGCAUCGUAGUGUACCGCCCUUCAUGUUCGUAGAUUGCUCAGUUUGUAGUGUUGCCCUUUGUGUUUCUUGUCAACUGCAAUGGAUUUGAUCUUUUCUUGGCUGGAACUAUGUGAGUCGCUGCCCCGCCUAUACAGUCGGCUGCCCUUUUCUCUUUUAGGCGUUUUGGUUGGCUAUGAGCUUUCCCAUUCUGACGAGCUCACCGGCAUGUACAACUGCUAAUUUUUAUGUCGGGAAAUAUUUGGGACUAAGUCAUA
Messenger RNA from Punica granatum (pomegranate), 1626 nucleotides. NCBI's taxonomy places the organism in Eukaryota, Viridiplantae, Streptophyta, Magnoliopsida, Myrtales, Lythraceae. The record is from RefSeq and is a predicted model, not a curated record.